AUGGCCUGUUCGGCUGCCCCCGUGCUACUCCUGGCCAUGACUCUCCCCCUUGUGGGGCCACCAGUUGCCCGAGCAUCCCAACCUGGACCCAGUCAGGCGGCGGGGGAAUCUGCGCAGCAGCUGGGCCAAGAGAGUAGAGCAGGUGCGGCCCCCUCUUCUCCUGCGGAAUCAGCUCUGGUCUCAGUCUAUGCACAGCUGGACUUUGCAGAUGAGAGCUGGUCAGCAGCGCUCUCCAGGGCCCUGCCUCUGCCCCCCGCCUCAGCUUCCACCUCCCCAAGAACUCUCACUGGCCUCAGCCUCACCACAGAGUGUAAUGUCAAGCCCGAUGGGUUUACCUACUGUGCUUGCCUGCCUGGAUACCAGUGGAAUGCCAGCAUGUGCUCCCGUCACCAGCCUUGCCAACCCCUCCACAGCCACCAGCCCUGUGGCUGUCUUGUCUUCAGCCCCCCUGAAGCUGGGUACUGCCAGUUGCUGCCACCUGUCCCCGGCACCCUGAGCCUGAGCACCUGGCUGCAGGCACCUGACAGCACGCUGAACCUGACCUUCCUCACGAGCCAGGAGACCACCAACCUGAGCUGGUUCCUGCGACGGCGCACAGGGAGCCCCAGGCCCAUCCUCCUGCAGCCAGGGUCACACGUGUCCCUGAUGUCUAGCCAGGGCCAGGCUGUCCUCAGCAUCACCAACAUCUCCCAUGAGUGGGAAGGUGAGUACAUGUGCUGCUUUGAGGCCCAGGGAUUCAGGUGGGAGCUGCACCAGGUGGUGAGGGUGCCCCUGAAGGCGACAGAUGUGGCUCGGCUUCCAGACCAGCUCUCCAUCUCCUGUGCCACCUCCCCUGGCUUCCAGCUGAGCUGCUGCAUCCCCUACACACCCCUGGGCUACGUAGCUUCCUGGAGCCCUGCAGAGGGCAGCGAAGCCUCCUUAUUCAACACGCCAAGUGACCAGUGCCUUGUGCUGACCAUUCGGCACUGCCCUGCAGCUGACACCACAUACACUUGCGACCUGCAGAGCCCAGGACUGACCCCUCUCAGGGUCCCCGUCUCCGUCACCAUCAUCCAGGAUGGAGACACUACCUGCCCCAAAGACUCCUCAGCUGUUGCCUGGAAUGUCACCAAGGCUGGCCAUGUGGCACAGGCCUCAUGUCCAGUGAACAAGACCGGCACAGUGAAGAGGACCUGUGGGCCUGAUGGGGUCUGGGGCCCCAUCCACAGCAGCUGCACAGACACAGGGCUCCUAGCCUUGCUUCAGAGAACCCAGCUGCUGUGGGCAGGCCAGGGCCAGCCUGCUGAAGAGGUGCCACAGAUCCUCGCACAGCUGCUGGAGCAGACAGUGGCAGUGAGCUCACCCUCUGACCUAUUGGCACUGCUGGGCACCAUGACAUUUCUGGCCAAGGUGGUGGCAGACACCAGAACACAGCUUCAUCAAAGUGACCUGGAGGCUCUCCUGAAAACCACAGACAAGGUCCUAGACAUGGACCCCAGUUCUCUGUGGACCCUGGCCCAGGUCCAGACGCCCUCAGCGGGCUCAGAUCUCCUGCUGGCUGUGGAGACCCUGGCAGGCAACCUGUACCCACAGGACCACCCCUUCUCCUUCAGCCUGCCCAAUGUGCAGCUGCAGACCCAGCUCCUCGGACCCACGGUUCCUACUGACUACAGAGUCUCUUUCUCCACUCAGCCCCCACUGUGGGCACAGAUCCCCAGACGCUCGCUGGCCCCGCUGGUUACUAGCAAUAGUAACAUCACAGUUACUAGCCUGGUGCUGCGAAAACUGGACCACCUUCUACCCUCAAACUAUGAACAAGGGCUGGGGGACUCCCUCUAUGCCACUCCCGGUCUGGUCCUCUCCAUCUCCAUCAUGGCAGGUGGCCAGGCCUUCAACCAGGGAGAAGUCAUCAUGGACUUUGGGGACAGAGAUAACACCCUUCACUGUGUCUUCUGGGACCACCAUCUCUUCCAGGGCAACGGGGGCUGGUCAGAUGGAGGGUGCCAGGUGCAGGCAGCCAAUGCCAGCUCUACCACUAAGUGCAUCUGUCAGCACCUCACUGCCUUCUCCAUCCUCAUGUCCCGACGCACUGUUCCAGAAAACCCCACGCUGGAGGUGCUGAGUCGGGUGGGCUUGGGGGCCUCCGUUCUGGCACUGCUUGUGUGCCUGUGCGUGUACAGGCUGGUGUGGAGAGUCGUGGUGCGGAACAAAGUUGCCUACUUGCGCCACGCAGCCCUGCUCAACGUGGUGCUGUGCCUGCUGGCUGCCGACACCUGCUUCCUGGGAGCGCCCCUGCUUCCUCCAGGGCCCCAAAGCCCACUGUGUCUGGCGGCUGCCUUCCUCUGUCAUUUCCUCUACCUGGCCACCUUUUUCUGGAUGCUGGCUCAGGCCCUGAUGUUGGCCCACCAGUUGCUCUUUGUCUUCCAUCAGCUGUCCAAGCGUCGAGUACUCUCCCUGAUGGUGGUUCUUGGCUACCUGUGCCCGAUGGGGUUUGCGGGUGUCGCCCUGGGCCUCUACCUACCCCGAGGGCAAUACCUGGGGGAGGGGGCAUGUUGGUUGGAUGGGAAGGGAGGGGCGCUCUACACCUUUGUGGGGCCGGUGCUGGCCAUCGUGGGCCUGAACGGGCUGGUGCUAGCCAUGGCCAUGCUGAAGCUGCUGAGACCUUCACUGUCAGAGGGCCCCCAGGUGGAGAAGCAACAAGCCCUUCUGGGGGUGAUCAAAGCCCUGCUCGUUCUCACGCCCAUCUUCGGCCUCACCUGGGGGCUGGGCCUGGCCACUCUGCUAGAGGAAGUCUCCAUAGUUCCUCACUACAUCUUCACGAUUCUCAACACCUCCCAGGGUGUCUUCAUUUUGCUGUUUGGUUGCCUUAUGGACAGGAAAGUACGGGAGGCUUUACUCAAGCGCUUCUGCGGGGCCCAAGCCCCCAACUCCACCAUCUCCCUGGCCACAAAUGAAACCCACAUCCUGGAACCCAGCAAAAGAAGAAGUGAAAAUGUCAGUUAUGAAGAAAGGAUGACUUAAUUGAUGGGAACACUGAUCCUCCGAACAUUAGAGGUGAAGGGCAGGAUUUGGUUUGUUUGUUUUCAGUUUAGGAAAGAUGAAGUUAAUGAGCCCUCUUUCUCUAACCUUUAAAAAAUUCCAAUAUAAAAUUAAAUUUCAUCGAUAUAUGCAUGUAUACAAAAAGUCAUUGAUAUGAGCAAAUUUGUAAGAAAGCGUCGUAAAUUUUAAAGUAGAGAAAGGCACCAUAGACUGCCACAAGGUAAGAAGAUGACAAACACGUUUAAAAGGGACAGGAUCGGGCUAAGGCUAGACACAGAGAAGAUUUAAGAAAAUCCUCCAGCAGGCACCAAGACAUCCAUCUGAAUUAAUUUAUGGAAUUCACAAGAAAUAAUGACAGGAUUCUGAAAAAAAAUUUAAACUAGAUAAAUGAAAAAAUUCUGAUAAAGGAAUCUUUUUGUUAAUUACAAAUUUCAUGAAUAUUUUUAUAAAAUGGAAUGGGGACUUUCUCUGUUGAAAUAAAAGUGAAUAGCACAUACUGUUGAAAACAUUUUUUUAUAAACACUAUACCUUCAUUUAAUGAUUUGUAUGAAUUUUUUUGUGUGAAUAUUCUAAUUGUGUAUAAACUCACCUAAAUAUUUAUUUAAGUGGAUUUGAUCAUUUUUUCCAAUAGAAGAUAUCAACUCACCAGGACAGUUGCAGUGUUUCUAUGCUUCGGUCUUGUUCCAGCUGCCCGGGGAGGCAGGCAGCCACUUUGCCUUGCUGGUUUCCCUGGCAACAUAGUCAUGUCUCAAUGUCACUAUCACUUCAUUAGGAUUUACAGUCUUGAUUUUUUAAAUUAUGCAACUUUUUGAAUAAUUCAACUAAUACACUUUAGGAGCAGCAGAGACUCCUUUUCUGAGUACACUUUGUAGAACUAUGUUCUAAUUUUCCUUCUCAAAUGAUUGCACAUACUCAAUGCAUGCAUAGCUGGUAAAAAACACACUUUAGAGUCAGUAAAUGAAAUGACAUUAAGCCUUUGUUCACUUGGCUCUCACAUAUAAAAGAGAGGACUGAAAAAAGUGGCUCUGGAAGCAACUAUAAGUGAGAUUUAGCAGCAAUUCCAUUUCUAAAAAGAUGGCUUAAAGCAAUAAGUAGACAAGUAAACAGAUAAAUGUACGAAGGAUGUGCAAUGGAAUGUUAACAUUCUCAAAAAAAAAGAGGCACAAAUUAGGAAUACCCACCCAUACAAGAGGAAUUCUAUGUGGUCAUUAAAAACAAUGUGGAAAAAUGUUUAGGCUAUAUAGCUAAGUAAAACAAAAGGGUUCCAGAACAGCAUUAUAUUAGGCAAUUUGCUCCACGUAUCCAAAUAAAUGUGUGUACUGAAAAUACAUCAAACUAUUAAUGGUGGGUAUCUCUACUUGGUUUUUCAUUUUCUUCUUACUCUAUUGGAUCUUUUUACAAUAAGCAUGGAUUUUUAUAUUAGAAAAAUAAACGAUUUUUAAAAAGUUCUCUUGAACAUUUUGCAUAAAAAUAGAAACUUGACAAGCAAAGAAACAAACAAAAAACCCUUUGGAAUCUAGGUUUGUUUGUACAGAACAGUGGACAUGAGGGGUUCCUGGGAAAGCUUUGAACCCCCUAUUUGGAGUUCUGCUUGGGAAUCAAUUCUGCUUGGUCACUGAUGGUCCCUUAAGUAUGAAAGGGAAAAGGGCUCCUAGUUGAGUUCACUGCAGCUACAAACAUUGCCAACAUGUCUAAAUGCUUCUUCUCUUUCAAUCAUGUAUUUCUUUUCAGAACAGUAUUUCUGCUAUUUUUGUCUUUCUAGUCUCACAUCUCCUCUUAAUCAAUGAUCCCUCUUCAUUGAAAAAGCAGAGUAUACUGGUUCAAGUUCCAAAAUAAACCCCAGUGGGUACAGGCAGAGGGCCUCUGAGUCACCCAUUAAACUCUAAGAAAGACUGGGAGACCCCGAUACUGCUUUCUACCCUUC
Miniopterus natalensis is the source of this 4942-nucleotide messenger RNA. The record is from RefSeq and is a predicted model, not a curated record. NCBI's taxonomy places the organism in Eukaryota, Metazoa, Chordata, Mammalia, Chiroptera, Miniopteridae.